Messenger RNA from Gaeumannomyces tritici R3-111a-1, 957 nucleotides. RefSeq lists its product as hypothetical. NCBI's taxonomy places the organism in Eukaryota, Fungi, Ascomycota, Sordariomycetes, Magnaporthales, Magnaporthaceae. The record is from RefSeq and is a predicted model, not a curated record. Gene Ontology annotation, cellular component: cytoplasm; nucleus. The transcript has 2 exons. The coding region runs from base 187 to 957 and encodes 256 amino acids.
GAUCAGCAGACAAACAAAAGCACAAGGGACAGACAUCCGUUGAUGAAGCAAGGCGUCUGGAAGUUUUCAAAAAACAUUCCAACAUUAGCUCCUCAGCCUCGCUUCUACAGUAUCCUUGCCUAGUCCUCCUAGGCCUUCUAGACCUUCUAGAGACGCCACACCGCCAACUCAACCACUUCUAUCAAGAUGAGAUUCCUCUGCCUUCCCGGCGCCUACGGCAGUGCCGAUAAGUUCCAGGUGCAGCUGGCGCCAAUCCUCAAGGAGCUGACCAAUGACGGCACCGCGACCUUCUACUUCACCCACGGGCCCUGCAAGGUCGAGCCGCCCGAGGGCUUUGAGGAGUUCUUCGGCGAGCCGCCUUACUACCGCUUCAUCGAGCCGGACGAGGUGGCGGCCAAGAUACAGGACAACGACGUGCUCUCGCGCAUCCGCGACUUCCCGCGCGGCGAGACGGCAGAAGACACGAUGCGCGAGCUCAUGACGGUGGGCGUCGCCACCUCGCACCGAAGUACCAGCCGCGCCAUCAAGUACCUGAGCGAGGUCAUCGCCCGCCGCGGGCCCUUUGACGGCAUCAUCGGCUACUCCGAGGGCGCUACCGUCGCGUCCACCUUUCUGCUCCACGAGCAGCGCCGCGCCGCCCGCACCGGUCAGCCGUCGUGCCUCAAGUACGGCAUCUUCUUCGCCGGCUGGCCGCCCGUCGACCCGACCACGCAUGGCCUCGUGCUUUCGGAUGAGACGGAGGAGCGCAUCGACAGCAGGACGCUGCAUAUAGUCGGAUCCCUAGACCCAUAUCUGGACGGGUCCAUGGCGCUGUACAACGUCUGCGAUCCCGACACAGCGUACCUCUUUGAUCACGCCAAGGGCCAUACCCUGCCACGCGACCGGGAAACGAUCAAAGAGCUGGCUGAUGUUGUCCGGGAGGCCAUUUCCGAGAUGAAGGAGGAGGGCCUGUUAUAG